CAUGUCUGUGACCGGCAGGACGGCGGUAUCAUCCUUGACUCAGGAGAUCCUUGGCUACCUGGGUCUUGCCCACAAGACUGCAGCGUGGGGCACUCUGGGCACCCUUAGGACUUUCUUGAGCUUCAGUGUGGACAAGGAUGUGCAGAGACUGCUGAGGGCCAUUGCAGGACACGGCGUGGACCACACCAGCAUCAUGGAUGUGCUGACCAAUCGGAGCAGAGAACAAAGGCAACUCAUCUCCAGGGCCUUCCAGGAGCGCACCCAGCAGGACCUGCUGACGUCCCUGCGGGCAGCUCUCUCCCACAACCUUGAACGGAUCGUGGUGGCACUGAUGCAGCCAGCAGCCCAAAGCGAUGCCCAGGAACUGAGGGCAGCGCUGAAGGGCAGAGGUUCUCCUGAGGACACUGUGGCCAUGGAAAUUCUUGCCACCCGAGCUCCAAGCCGACUGCAGGAGUGCCUGGCAGUCUACAACCGAGAUUUCCAGGUGGAGGCUGAGGAGGACAUCAAGUCUGAGACCAGUGGCAUCUUGCGGGACCUGCUCCUGGCUUUGGCCAAGGGGGGUCGUGAGAGCUACUCUGGGAUCAUUGACUACCACCUGGAGGAGCAGGAUGUUCAGGCAUUACAGCAGGCUGGAGAAGCUGGCGCACAGGAGACGUGGGUCCUACUUCUCACCCAGAGAAACGUGGAACACCUGGCUCGAGUCUUUGAGCAGUACCAGCGGCGCACGGGGCAAAAGGUGGAGGAUGCUGUCCGGAACCGUUUCCAGGGCGAGGCCCAGGUGACACUGCUCAGUCUAGCCUCCGUGAUCAGGAACACACCAUUGUACUUUGCCGACAAGCUGCAUCAAGCCCUCCAGCAAACAGAGCCCAGUUACCAGGUCCUGAUACGCAUCCUCAUCUCUCGAAGUGAGACGGACCUCCUGAGCAUCCGGGCUGAGUUCAAGAAGAAAUUUGGGAAGUCCCUUUACUCUUCUCUCCAGGAUGUAGUGAAGGGGGAUUGCCGGUCAGCCCUCCUAGCCCUGUGCAGGGCUGAAGACGUUUGAGCACCCCUGCCAGCUCCCCACAUGACAUUCAAGGACUGGAGGAUCCACAGUUUGGCUGAGUCCUGCUGAUGAACUGCUGGGUCUCCAGACAGGCUGCCCCACCCUGAGCAUCCCAAACUCCGGCUUCUGGUUGAGGCUGAAAGGCCACAUUUCAUUUAAGGCCCAUAACCUCUCAUCCCAAAGUGAUGUCCCCUGGCUCUAUCUUGAGUGUGGGUAAUGGAAUCUCAAGUUUCCC
Messenger RNA from Echinops telfairi (small Madagascar hedgehog), 1277 nucleotides. It is a transcript of the gene ANXA9, whose product is annotated as annexin A9. The transcript is spliced from 12 exons. The coding region runs from base 2 to 1042 and encodes 346 amino acids. The record is from RefSeq and is a predicted model, not a curated record. Gene Ontology annotation, cellular component: cytoplasm. Gene Ontology annotation, molecular function: calcium-dependent phospholipid binding; calcium ion binding. Lineage: Eukaryota; Metazoa; Chordata; Mammalia; Afrosoricida; Tenrecidae.